Canis lupus familiaris (dog) is the source of this 2657-nucleotide messenger RNA. It is a transcript of the gene HAL, whose product is annotated as histidine ammonia-lyase. Bases 25 to 1998 code for a protein of 657 amino acids. Gene Ontology annotation, biological process: L-histidine catabolic process. Gene Ontology annotation, cellular component: cytoplasm. The transcript has 20 exons. The record is from RefSeq and is a predicted model, not a curated record. Lineage: Eukaryota; Metazoa; Chordata; Mammalia; Carnivora; Canidae. Gene Ontology annotation, molecular function: histidine ammonia-lyase activity.
CCGCCCGCCCGCGCGGGAGCAGCGAUGCCCAGGUACACGGCGCACGUGCGCGGCGAGUGGCUGGCGGUGCCCUGCGGGGACGCGGCGCUCACCGUGGGCUGGCUGGGCCGCGAGGCCAUCCGGAGGUACAUCAAGAACAAGCCGGACAACGGCGGCUUCGCCUCGGCGGACGACGCGCGCUUCCUCGUGCGCCGGUGCAAGGGCCUGGGCCUGCUGGACAGCGAGGACCCGCUCCACGCGGCCCUGGAGGACAACGAGUUCGUGGAAGUGGUCAUAGAAGGCGAUGCCAUGUCCCCCGACUUCAUCCCAUCGCAACCAGAAGGAGUGUACCUGUACAGCAAGUACCGGGAGCCUGAAAAGUACAUUGCCUUAGAUGGGGACAGUCUGACCACAGAGGAUCUGGUCAACCUGGGGAAAGGACACUACAAAAUAAAGCUCACCCCAACUGCUGAAAAGAAGGUGCAAAAAUCCAGGGAAGUCAUAGAGAGCAUCGUGAAAGAAAAAACUGUUGUUUAUGGUAUAACUACAGGUUUUGGGAAAUUUGCCAGAACUGUAAUUCCUGUCAAUAAGCUAGAAGAGCUCCAGGUCAACUUAGUACGUUCACAUUCUUCAGGUGUCGGGAAACCACUAAUCCCUGAAAGAUGUCGGAUGCUCUUGGCUUUAAGGAUCAAUGUCUUGGCCAAAGGAUACAGUGGCAUUUCCCUGGAGACCCUCAAGCGAGUUAUCGAAGUAUUUAAUGCCUCCUGCCUGCCCUACGUUCCAGAGAAAGGAACCGUUGGUGCAAGUGGAGACCUUGCUCCACUCUCUCAUCUUGCUCUUGGGCUAAUUGGAGAAGGGAAGAUGUGGUCUCCAAAGAGUGGCUGGGCUGACGCUAAAUACGUCCUGGAAGCUCAUGGAUUGAAACCAGUUGUUUUGAAACCAAAAGAGGGCCUGGCGCUCAUCAACGGGACACAGAUGAUCACGUCCCUGGGCUGUGAAGCCGUGGAGAGAGCCAGUGCUAUUGCACGCCAGGCAGACAUCGUGGCCGCCCUGACUCUGGAGGUGCUCAAGGGUACUACCAAGGCCUUCGACACUGACAUCCAUGCUGUUCGCCCUCAUCGUGGGCAAAUUGAAGUUGCUUUUCGGUUUCGAUCCCUCUUGGACUCAGACCACCACCCAUCUGAAAUAGCAGAAAGUCACAGGUUCUGUGAUCGUGUUCAGGAUGCAUAUACCUUGCGCUGCUGUCCACAGGUCCACGGUGUGGUGAAUGACACGAUAGCAUUUGUGAAGAACAUCAUUACCACAGAACUUAAUAGUGCAACAGAUAAUCCUAUGGUUUUUGCCAGCAGAGGAGAGACUAUUUCUGGAGGAAACUUCCAUGGUGAAUACCCAGCCAAAGCUCUAGACUAUUUGGCCAUUGGAAUCCAUGAACUUGCUGCGAUUAGUGAAAGAAGAAUAGAAAGGCUCUGUAAUCCCUCCCUCAGUGAGCUGCCUGCCUUCCUGGUGGCUGAAGGUGGCCUGAACUCUGGGUUCAUGAUUGCACAUUGCACAGCCGCAGCACUCGUUUCUGAGAACAAGGCUCUGUGCCAUCCCUCGUCUGUGGACUCUCUCUCCACUAGCGCUGCCACAGAGGACCAUGUCUCCAUGGGAGGAUGGGCAGCAAGGAAGGCCCUUCGGGUCAUCGAGCAUGUGGAACAAGUGCUGGCCAUUGAGCUUCUUGCAGCCUGCCAAGGAAUAGAGUUUCUACGCCCCCUGAGAACAACCACUCCUCUAGAGAAGGUCUAUGACCUCGUGCGCUCUGUUGUAAGGCCCUGGAUAAAAGAUCGCUUCAUGGCUCCAGACAUUGAGGCAGCACACAGGCUGCUCGUAGAACAGAAGGUUUGGGAGGUAGCUGCACCAUAUAUCGAAAAAUACAGAAUGGAACAUAUUCCAGAAUCCAGACCUGUUUCUCCAACAGCCUUUUCACUGGAAUUUCUACAUAAGAAAUCUACCAAAAUCCCAGAGUCUGGGGAUCUUUAGAGGGCUUUGUCAUGUAUUAGCAGAUCAGAGGGUACUUGGUUUAAUAGUAAAGCACAUUAUGCUGAAGAAGAGGCCUGAGGACUUUCCUGGGCAGAUCAAUUCAUUGUAUUAUUCAGUUCUUCUAUAAACCUCCUUUGGUUAGGCUGGCGACAGCAUUCUAGUCACUUCACUCCAGCACUGUGCUCUUGGUGACUUGGUUUGAGACACAGAAGCUGUUUUCAGAUUAUCAGAGUUUCCUUUCUUCCUUAACAAUAUCAACAGGCCACAGGCCACUUCACAUUAUUUGAACUCAGAUUUUGAAAUAAAUUGGUAGUAUUCUUUUCCAAAAACAUUAGACUUUUAUGAAUCUCUCUUUUUUUUCCUCUUUUCUUUUGGUUUGACAAGCUAAGCUCCCCACCAGAUGACUUUGGCUGAUUGAAUUAUACCAUGAUGUGAUGCGAUAAAUGUUCCUUAAUAGGCCUUGAUAAAUAACUUCUUUUAAAGUCAUAAUUUGUCCUGAAGCUUCUCUUUCUUCUAUUAAUUGCAUCAUACCACAGUCAAUAGGUCAACAAGAGGUUUUGUGUAAAGGAGGUAAGCAAUGAAUAUAGAGAUUGCUGUUGGAGUGGCCCUUAUUGAUAUUUAUGAAAUAAAUAUCUCAAAAAAAAAUCUCAGAUGCUUAA